Molecule: messenger RNA, 2175 nt
Organism: Aspergillus novofumigatus IBT 16806
Lineage: Eukaryota; Fungi; Ascomycota; Eurotiomycetes; Eurotiales; Aspergillaceae
Product: putative C6 transcription factor
Exons: 6
Coding region: 1-1950 (649 amino acids)
Biological process (GO): regulation of DNA-templated transcription; DNA-templated transcription
Molecular function (GO): DNA-binding transcription factor activity, RNA polymerase II-specific; zinc ion binding; DNA binding
Source: RefSeq, a predicted model, not a curated record
AUGUCAGAUGCGGGGCCUGAGGAGGAGGAUCGUGGAGCCCCGUCCUCUCGGAGGCGAACUGCGAGGGCUUGCGAUUCAUGUUACAAGAGGAAGAUCAAAUGUGAUGCUGCUGCACCGCAAUGUAAUUGGUGCAGUCACCAUAAUAUUCCUUGCACCUUUGAUCGGGUCAUUCGGAGAAAGCGAAAAGAGAACAGUGAACCCGCGCAACAGAAAAGCUCCCGUUUGGCGGAGCGAAUAAGCAGGAUAGAGAAGCUUCUGUCGGAGAGCCUACUGAAAGAAUCUGGUGCCAAUCUGUCACCGAGCAGUGGCAGCUCAGACCUUGAUUUCUCACGACAUCCCUCACCUCCAAGCCAGCCUCAGGUGUCGUCCUCUUCCGUGACGCUCCAUUUCGCCGGCCGGGAGCUAGGCGUCAUCAGUUUGAUGACAAGGAUCCCAUUCCUGCUUCCUGAGGGCCGACAGUGGAUUCAAGCACGUACAGGACGACAGAUUUCCGAGGAUAAACUCAACAGUUAUUCCCGGCCACCGUGGGAGAGACAGCGCGCCUUAAGCUCAAACCGGUAUUUGACGAGCAUGCUGCCUCAGAGGAUGCUUGAACUUCCCGAUCGACAUGCGGUUGAAGUACACUUUGACAUAUUCCGCACGACUCUAAUGCAACGAGUGUUUCCGAUUGUGGAUCCUGUUCUAUUUCCUGACACCAUCAAGGCCGCGUACUCGCAAUCGAGUCUAAGCGCCACACGAGCAGACGUCAGGGCCUGUAUUCUAUCAUUUCUUGCCUUUAGUUCUAUUCUCCAAGUUCCGGAAUACAAGGAUAGACCGCUUGGCCUUCCGCCGAUCGACAGCGAGGGACUUGCCCUCAAGGCUCAAUGUCUAAUCCCGCAGGUUCUCCGGGAGGAUGCAGGCUUAGAGGGUCUGCAGGCGCUUAUCAUUAUGGCGCUCUUCGAACUAGUCACUGGUAAUCUGUGUACAGCAAACUACUACGUCUCUGUUGCGGCACGGAUAGUAUAUAUGCUAGGAGGCCAUGCCUAUCCCGGCCCCAUGAACUCGUUCUCAGAAUCCCCUGCCGAGCACCUCGAGCAGAGAAAGAAAAGGCACCUCAGGAACCUAUUCUGGCUUUGCUAUACGAUCGAGAAGGAUGUGGCCCUUCGCACAGGACAACCACAGGUCCUCACCGACGAAAAUUGCGACCUGACGCUGCCCCCUGGUUAUGUAGAGCAACUGUACAGCAGCUUGGGCAUUCACCAUCAUUCCCGAGAACUGCCGGACCAUCCGAUGUUCCCAGUGGAUCUACGCCUGAGCAUCAUCAAAUCUCGAGCCUAUAGCGCUCUAUACUCGUUCCGAGGGCUCCAGAAGACAGACGCAGAGCUACUGAAGGAGAUUCGCGAACUGGACGACGAGCUGGAAAGGUGGAGGAUGUCCGUCCCGCCGGAAUGGAGACCUACUCUGUCUUUCUCCCACGAGACCCCGGAUCCAAACGUCAGUAUGCAUUCCGUCAUGCUACGGCUGAACUACCACCUCUGCAUGACAAUCAUCCACCAGGCCAGCAGUCGAUGCAAAUCGUGGGUUCAGGGACAGGGCGGAAUGAUCGAAGGAGUAAGUUCGAGCCUGGCUCUCUCUGUCGAAGCGAGCCGCUCCACAUUACUCUACCUCGAGUCGGCGGAGCAUGUUCUCGUUGACGGCGUUUUCUGGACCCUCAUCUUCUACCCUAUGUCGGCUCUGAUCGCAAUUUUCUGCAACGUCCUGCAGAAUCCCUCUGACCCGCAAGCCACGAAGGAUCUGGCGUUGCUUCGGACAGCAACCUCCAUCAUGGAACGGGUCUUCUUGCGCCAAUUGAUGUCCAUAGACGAGGUCGUCCACAUAAAGAUGGUUGCGGAUUUCGUGACGGAGCUGUACACGCUCGCAGCGUGCGCUGUUGAGAAAGCGUGGAAGGAGCGUGCGGGACAGGGCUCUUGACUCGUUUAUAUCUGGUUGAAUAGACUUGCGAUAGAUACUACUUGUGCUGGCCCACAAGGACUUGAUAGAUUAUGGUGGAGCGGGCAUUUUAUGAUGAUUCUACUCGGCUUAUCAUGGACAUGGGUUAAAAGCUACGUGAUUUUGAAGGAAAAAAAGAGACGAGACUGGUCAUGUGCAGGCUAGCCAGCUACAAUCCGCAGGAAAUAGUUCUAAAUAUGCGAGACC